Molecule: messenger RNA, 845 nt
Organism: Haliaeetus leucocephalus (bald eagle)
Lineage: Eukaryota; Metazoa; Chordata; Aves; Accipitriformes; Accipitridae
Gene: FKBP1B
Product: FK506 binding protein 1B, 12.6 kDa
Exons: 3
Coding region: 45-284 (79 amino acids)
Biological process (GO): regulation of cardiac muscle contraction by regulation of the release of sequestered calcium ion
Cellular component (GO): sarcoplasmic reticulum membrane
Molecular function (GO): peptidyl-prolyl cis-trans isomerase activity
Source: RefSeq, a predicted model, not a curated record
CAUUUCCAAAGAAGGGUCAGACGUGUGUGGUGCACUACACAGGAAUGCUACAGAAUGGAAAGAAGUUUGAUUCCUCCAGAGACAGAAACAAGCCUUUCAGGUUCAAGAUUGGCAGACAAGAAGUCAUUAAAGGAUUUGAAGAAGGUGUUACACAGAUGAGCUUAGGACAAAGAGCAAAGUUGACCUGCACACCUGAGAUGGCCUAUGGAGCCACAGGCCACCCUGGGGUCAUCCCUCCCAAUGCUACUCUCCUCUUUGAUGUGGAGCUUCUCAGGUUAGAGUGAAUCUUCUCGAGGGAGUUGGCUGGAGACAUCUGUUAAUAACCAUCCAUUCUUUCUUGCCUUGCCGGCAGCAGGAGAAAUCUUCACUGGAAUCCCCACCUUCCCUGCUCAAGCUGUCCUGUCAAUAGCGCCUGCCGUUCGGUUUCUUAUGCCUUCCUUCUCUUUUUUAACUUUGUGGUGUCCGUAUUUGCCUUUUAUUAGAAGCUUUGCUUUGGGAAAAAUGUCUACCAUUGUAACAUUUUCAAGUUGUACAUUUUAUUUAACUUGCAUGUGAGAAGAAUUCACAGUGAUGAUUGAAAAUAUAUAUAAAUAUAUAUAUAUAUUCCUUAUUGAAAAACCACUGCCUUACUGUACACUUAAACCAAGAAAAGAAAAAUACAAAAGGUGCUCAAAAAAAAAAAAAUCCAAUGUACGCCUUGUACAUGAACGGGCAUUAGCCAAACAGAGUUACCUGCGCUGCCACUUUUCUCAACUUGUACGUUCUGCUUGCUGCUGUUUUAAAAAAUACUGUCUCAUUUAAGAAUUAAAAGUAUAUAUAUAAAACAAUAAAAUCUUGAUACUUUA